CAUCUCAAGUACUAUCAAUAAUAGAAAUUAAGCCCGAUCAGCUGAUGAGACAGUUGCUGGACAAUGGAUUAGAUUUGUACGAGGCUUAUAACAGAGCAUUGACAGCGGCUGAUGAUGAACUACUAUGUUUACUAAACAUCAUCAGAUCGUUAGACACACAUUUGGCUAUAUGGUCGUUAAUGACCUUCGAUACGAUGCUUACGACUUAUGUUCGAACAUGGUUUUCUACUGUGAUCAUAACAAUCCGAACAUCAUCUAUAUUCUCCUGUAAUCAGAACCACAUGUCUACUCAAGCUUCAUUCUUAGAAUGUGUGUACUAUCAUGAAACUCUAUUUACAUUGAAAUGCACACCUUUAUCACCUACCGAUAACGAAAAACUUGAAGAUAUGAAAAACUAUGAACGCAGCCAGUUUUCUUUUGUCGAUGUGUUAGGUAAUGUUCGAUCUGGAGUUAGUAUUGAAGCCAAGCUUUGCGGAAAGCUUCUAACAUUCGGAAUCCUUAACGAGGUUUUUGUUUUUAUUUUAACAUCGCUUUCUGGAAAAUCUUUUGCGGAAUUAGAUGAUGUCACGGAAAGGGAAAAACAGUUGGCCAUCGAGGGUUUACAGGCUAUGCAUGCAAGGGGAGUGAUUCAUGGGAUGUUAGGUGACGGUGAUGAUGGUAAUGGUGAUGAUUUAUUCCAUAAGUCCCGAACGAUUUACUGUUAUCCUAUAAAAAAGCAAAUUCGUUUAGAAUCAUUUCAUGGAGUUCCUGAUGUGCCUUCUGGAGUAACCACUUUUCACAGACAUCCCUAG
Messenger RNA from Funneliformis caledonium, 791 nucleotides. NCBI's taxonomy places the organism in Eukaryota, Fungi, Glomeromycota, Glomeromycetes, Glomerales, Glomeraceae. The record is from the annotation of a GenBank genome assembly.